This is a messenger RNA of Chelonus insularis, 764 nucleotides long. RefSeq names its product COPI coat complex subunit zeta (gene zetaCOP). Lineage: Eukaryota; Metazoa; Arthropoda; Insecta; Hymenoptera; Braconidae. The transcript has 5 exons. Bases 76 to 678 code for a protein of 200 amino acids. Gene Ontology annotation, cellular component: COPI vesicle coat. The record is from RefSeq and is a predicted model, not a curated record. Gene Ontology annotation, biological process: retrograde vesicle-mediated transport, Golgi to endoplasmic reticulum; intracellular protein transport; intra-Golgi vesicle-mediated transport.
UAUAAUUAGUAAAAGUUCAAAAGUCUAAAAUAAAUUUUAUAUAAUAUAAAGCAGUGUAUUGAUGUUUGUUGAAGAAUGAAUCGAUUGCACUUAUCGACAAUUAAUGACCAUAACCUCUCUGCAAUGGUUCAAACUGAUUCAGACAAUAUGAAGUUUCACGAACCAACUCUCUAUACAAUAAAAGGAAUAGCAAUUUUAGACAACGAUGGAAACAGGAUAUUAGCAAAAUACUAUGAUAAAAAUAUAUUUCCAACAGCUAAAGAGCAAAAAACAUUUGAGAAGAAUCUAUUUAAUAAAACUCAUCGUUCCAAUACUGAAAUAAUUAUGCUUGAUGGAUUAACCUGUGUCUAUCGGAGUAAUGUUGAUCUUUAUUUCUACGUAAUGGGAAGCUCGCAUGAAAAUGAAUUAAUUUUAAUGAGUGUUUUAAACUGCCUCUAUGAUUCGGUAAGUCAAAUUUUGAGAAGAAAUGUGGAAAAAAGAGCAGCAUUAGACAGUUUGGAUAUAGUAAUGCUUGCCAUGGAUGAAAUAUGUGAUGGAGGUAUAAUUCUUGAUGCUGACGCUGCCAGUGUUGUUCAAAGAGUUGCAUUGAGAACAGAUGAUAUUCCAUUAGGAGAACAGACAGUUGCACAGGUUCUCCAAUCCGCUAAAGAACAACUUAAAUGGUCUUUAUUAAAAUAAAAAAAGUUUAAUAAAAUCAACUAAGUAAUGCUAUUAUAAAAUUACUACAAAUAAAAUAAUUUUAUAUAUACAUAUAUAAAAGGUAA